AUGAAGGUGGCUACUUCUUGCAGUCAAUGUCGGGCCGCCAAGCGGAAAUGCACCGCUGGUCCUGUCCCUCAUAGUGCUUGCAUGCCGUGUCUCCAAAGACGCCAAGACUGCUCCCUGUCGGCGAGGUCAGACUCGACUUAUCCCAAGUCUCUGGCUCCAGCUGUUUCCGUUCCUUUCAAUCAUCGUGAUAUCUCGACAACAGAUGAUCGUGCCGACGUGGAGGAUGAUGUCCGGGAUCAGCUUGUUGACCUCUAUCUGAAGCUCAUCCAUGACAAACCUCACACAUUAUUCCAUCCUUCCUCUCUGAAGACGCGGAUUCGGAAUGGCUCAUUGCCCCGGUCGAUCCUCUUCAGUAUCUUGACUCUAGCGGCUCGGUUCGUUAGCCAUCCGGACAUACGGCAGCGAGUACAGGCCUUUUUCGAAGCGGCUAAAAACUCGGUUAAAAAAGCGAUCGACGAGGUGUCUCUCGACAAUAUUCACGCCACGAUUCUCAUCGGUAACAUUUGCGGAGCCGAGGGUGAUCCCAAUGGCGAGUCCUUAUUCUUCGGAAUCGCUUUUCGAAUGGCACAAAUACUUCGUCUGCCUGAACCCGCGCCAGAGGAUGAUGCAAUCAGCCAAGAGAUCAAGCUACGCACCUGGUGGUCGCUCUACAUGAUUGAUCAAUGGUCCUCCGCGGGCUUGGAUAUUCCCCGUCAGAUCCAUGACAGUGGACGAUAUCGGCUGCCCAUGCCUGAGGUAGAAUUCUGGAACUUAACGGGAGGGCAGAGCAUCGCCAUUGACAGACAGAACUUUCAACCAGGUCUUUGGGGAUACAUGGUGAUCCUGGCCAAGGUGUUCGGCGGAAUACAACAGUUGCACCGACAAUUGACCGAUGGGGCUCUGACGGAUGUGGAUGCGGAAUUGAAAACCCGGCAGCUGGCAUCGGAGCUCGAAGCCUUUACCCGAAGUCUUCCUCCUGAUCUCACUCUUACGCCGGAGAAUUUGCAUCGCCAUGCCAUGCUGGGAUUAGGCCAGUCAUUUGUGGCACUCCACCUGGGCUACCACCAUUACUCAACCCUGCUAUACUUCCAAUACCUAGAUGUCCACCUUGCCCGAAUUCCAAACCAGACUCUCUUUGCCGCCCGCUGCAAGCACCAUGCCGCGGCACUAAGCGACCUCUUAAGGACCGCCAGUGAAUGUCCUGGAUGUGACGCGGUGUAUUUCAUCGUUGCCCAUAUGACAGUCAUUUCAUCGUCAGCUUUACUGCAUACGUUACUUUUCGGCGAACCUGACGAGCUACCAGACACUAAAAGAAGGCUUUUUUAUAACUUUCAGGUACUGCUGAAGCUGAAGGAAUACUGGUCUGACGUGGAGAUGAUGGUUUGCAUGCGGUCCAUAGACCGCGUCUACACCGUGGACAAAUGGAUCGUCAAGUUUCUGCUCCAACACGCCCUGCCUAUUGAAGGAGACCAGCGCCUCCCUGUAACUCCAGGCCUAGCCGAGCGAGACCGAUAUGCCGAGGACGCUUUGGCCAUUCUACGUUCGGCAGGAUUUGACUGA
Molecule: messenger RNA, 1539 nt
Organism: Aspergillus thermomutatus
Lineage: Eukaryota; Fungi; Ascomycota; Eurotiomycetes; Eurotiales; Aspergillaceae
Exons: 4
Coding region: 1-1539 (512 amino acids)
Biological process (GO): regulation of DNA-templated transcription; DNA-templated transcription
Cellular component (GO): nucleus
Molecular function (GO): zinc ion binding; DNA binding; DNA-binding transcription factor activity, RNA polymerase II-specific
Source: RefSeq, a predicted model, not a curated record